Molecule: messenger RNA, 1919 nt
Organism: Jatropha curcas
Lineage: Eukaryota; Viridiplantae; Streptophyta; Magnoliopsida; Malpighiales; Euphorbiaceae
Gene: GFA2
Product: gametophytic factor 2
Biological process (GO): protein refolding; response to heat
Cellular component (GO): cytoplasm
Molecular function (GO): heat shock protein binding; ATP binding
Source: RefSeq, a predicted model, not a curated record
AUCUUCUGGCUCCAAUAAGGUUGGCUGUCUAUAGGUCUCUCUCUCUCUCUCUCUCUCUGUCAUACGACCAGAAGCUUCCAAUCUCUAACAAAAUAUUAGGGGUUUUCUAGGGUUUAAAGCUUAAUCCUCAGAACACCUAACUUACCAGCUCAAAGAACCGACCUUUCUAUUAUUAUUAUUAUUAUUAUUUAUAAACAGUAAAAUCACACGAAAACCCUAAAACACACUCUCCAAUGGUUCGCUCUCAUGGUGUCAAGCUUGUUUCUUGGCUGGCUACCCGCUGUUCCUCUUCCAGCCUUUUUGAAGAUUCAGCCAAUUCCGUUUCUAAGAGUCUGUUAAAUGGGAAUUGUAGGAGAUUCAGUAGUGGGAUUAGAAACCCUGUAAAGGUUAUUGGCAAUUGUUCUCCCAAAAAAGUUAACAACAAAAACUGGUUGUUCCUGGGAUAUUUGAAUGCCAAUUUUGGUGCAGCGAGGUCAAUUCAUGCUUCUGCUUAUAUGUCAAGAGAUUAUUAUGACGUACUUGGUGUUAGCAAGAAUGCAAGUUCAUCUGAAAUAAAAAAAGCCUAUUAUGCGCUGGCCAAGAAACUACAUCCUGAUACAAACAAAGAUGAUCCUGAAGCUGAAAAGAAGUUUCAAGAAGUAUCAAAGGCGUAUGAGGUUUUAAAAGAUGACGAAAAGCGGGCACAAUAUGAUGAGGUUGGCCAUGAUGUAUAUGAACAGAAUCUCAAUGGUGAUUUUCAUCCUGGCGGUGCAGGAUUUGAUAAUCCAUUUGAUAGCUUCUUCAGAAUGGAUGAUAUAUUCAGCAAUAUCUUCAAGCAGAAGCUUGGCGGCCAAGAUGUCAAGGUUGCGGUUGAACUAUCCUUUAUGGAAGCUGUUCAGGGAUGCACCAAAAAUAUUACAUUUCAAACAGACGUCCCUUGUGAAACUUGUCGUGGAGAAGGUGUUCCUCCUGGGGUAAAACCUGAACUAUGCAAGCGCUGUAAAGGCACAGGCAUGGUGUUUACUCAAAAGGGCUUUAUUAGCCUUCAACAUACUUGUAAUCAAUGUGGUGGAGCUGGGCAAACUGUAUCGAGUUUUUGCAGGUCAUGCAAUGGACGUAAAGUUGUGAAAGGAACAAAGUCAGUUAAAUUGGAUAUUGUGCCAGGAGUGGAUGACAAUGAAACCAUAAAGGUCCCUAGAAGUGGUGGAGCAGACCCGGAUAGAAACCAACCUGGCGAUCUUUUUGUAACUAUCAGGGUUCGGGAAGAUCCUGUUUUCCGAAGAGAAGGCUCUAACAUUCAUGUAGAUUCUGUUCUUAGUGUCACUCAGGCAAUCUUGGGGGGAACUAUCCAGGUCCCUACUCUCACAGGAGAUGUUGUAUUGAAGGUUCGCCCUGGCACUCAGCCUGGCCAGAAGGUGGUUCUGAAGAAAAAGGGGAUUAAAGCACGAGGCUCUUAUUCAUUUGGUGACCAAUUUGUGCACUUCACAGUCAGCAUUCCAGCGAACUUGACUCCAAGACAACGCGAAUUGAUUGAAGAGUUUGCCAAAGAAGAACAAGGUGAGUAUGAAAAACGUGCUGCGGGAGCCUCUGGGUGAAAGACAAGUGCAAAAUUUUGCCUGCGAAUAACAAUUCCAUGGUUUGCAAGAGAGAAGCAAAAAGAUAAAGAAUAGGAAGAAAAGUCGUAUUAAUACCUGACCUGUAUUGGAAGUUUUGUAGGAGAAUUUAUCUGAGUCUAUAUUCAAACUUUUGUUUAUUUUGUAAGGAAUGUAACAUUUUUCCUCUUAGAGAGCACAAUUAUACUAAUAUUAUUUGAGGUCCGAAACAUAGAUCCCUUCAUUCAAAUACAAUGAUCUUGUACAUAUAUUUUACAUUGAAUGUUACCAUAAAUGUGGAGUGGAUGCCCACAUGCAGUAUAUUGAGACUGAAAUUUUGGUUCCCAA